Messenger RNA from Boleophthalmus pectinirostris (great blue-spotted mudskipper), 849 nucleotides. It is a transcript of the gene vstm2b, whose product is annotated as V-set and transmembrane domain containing 2B. Bases 13 to 849 code for a protein of 278 amino acids. The transcript is spliced from 5 exons. The record is from RefSeq and is a predicted model, not a curated record. Lineage: Eukaryota; Metazoa; Chordata; Actinopteri; Gobiiformes; Gobiidae.
CCAUACUGUGACAUGGGUAAAACCGGACUCUACAGCCUCCUCUACUUCAUCCUCCACUCACCUUUUAUCAUCUGUGCACAUGCCGCAUUUACCGAGGUCCCUAAAGAUGUGAGCGUGGGGGAGGGUGAGGACGUGGAGAUGCCCUGCGCCUUCAAGGCUGUCAGCGCGGCACCGAUGGCUCUGGAGAUCCAGUGGUGGUACCUGAAGGAGGAGCAGCCGGAGGAACUGCCUGAAGAGCUGCAGAUCAGUUCACCGGCCAGCAGAGCCAAGAUUGUUCCAAGGGAGGCCACGAAAAUAAGUACGGUGCGCGUCCAGGGUAAUGCCAUCUCGCACCGCCUCAGUCUGUCCAAAGUGAAGAAGGAGGACGAAGGGAUCUACGAGUGCCGCGUGUCUGACCUGUGGGCCGACGAGACUCAGGAAUUUACCGUGCACGCCACGCUCCGAGUCACCCGCGCAGACGCCAUGGUGGCAGAGGAGGCCGUGUCCCACAUCCAGAACCGCUGGCCCCUCCGGAAUACCAACGCGGGGCUGGGAGCAGGGGGAGGAGUAAGCGGAGGUGGAGCGGGCAGGGCCACAUCGGAACCUAGCCCGGGAGGACCUGGAGGGCAGAGGGCAGGAGGGGCCAGGGGCAAAGGGCCACAACAGGCGCAACCGGGCCUCCUGCCCUCCAUCUCCUCCACCACUGCCUCCGCAGGGGUGAAGUCGGCCGCUGCCUCUCCUCUGCCAGGUUCUGCAGCACUCUGGCAGCAGCUCGGAGUCGGCUGCAGCAUCCUGAGCUCAGUGGACCCCCUGCUGUGCAUCGCCCUCCUGCUCCUGCAUAACCUGCUCCCGUUCCUGUUGGCCCACUGA